UCCAAUUAAUCCAAAAAUACUUGGGGGUUUCUUCUUUGUAUUGUUGUAUAUCUUAUGUGUCCAAAAUCAGUGGGACCAGCUUCGUUGGCAUUGACAUUUCUAGGCCUCAACAAUAAUUUAACAUCUUCCUCUCUUCCCUCUCUUACCUCCUCAUCCUUCAACAUACCCCUCAUUCAUAUCUUAUAACUCCCUACAUUCAUUCAUAAUUAAGUAACACUCUCAAUAUUAUUCUCUCUCUCUCUCUCUCUCUCUUACCAUUAUAUAUACAUAUACUAUAUUAUAUAUUAUAUAACAUCAAUCCAUGGAAGAAGGAGACAUGGAAACUGAGGGAAACAUAACCAUACCAGCAUUUCUCACUCAAAAGAUGAAUACUACUAGUACUACUACUACUGAAAAGUCUCUGCAUGUCUUCAAGCGAAUCCGAAGACGGUGCAGAGACAAUGAUAGUAAAGAGAUGAUGUUGAUAAAGGAAGAUGCUAAGGAGAAAGAAGAAGAUGAAGAAGGUGGUGAUGAUGAUAGAGAAGAGAUAGAGAGAAAGAUUCAUGCAUUACAAAGGAUAGUACCAAAUGGUGAGUCAUUUGGUGUGGACAAACUUUUUGAUGAAACUGCUGGCUAUAUAAUUGCUUUACAAUAUCAAGUCAAAGCUUUGAAAGCUCUUACUGGUUUCUUUGAAAAGUUGGAGAAAGACAAGACUAAACUUGGAGGUUGAUAAUUGAUAUGAUUAAUUCUUCAUCAAUUUCAACAUCUUCAUCAUCAAUCCAUCAUAAUGGAAUUAAAUUCCUUAGGUUAGAUGAGGUUAUUUUGGGUUUUUAAUUUUAUUUUUCUACAAACCCAUUAGUUUAUUUAGAAUUUUUUAUUUUUUAUUUGGGUUUUUUUUUUUUUUUUUUUAUGUUGUGCUUUUGGUUAAUUGGGAUCAAGGAAAAUAUUUCCCAUUUCUUAGAUUUUAUUUAUUUAUUUUAUGAUUUUUUUUCUUUUGGGUCUUAACAAUCUUGUCAUUCGAAAUAGAAAUUCUGAUAAUUUGGAGUUCGGUUAUUAGGUAA
Molecule: messenger RNA, 1040 nt
Organism: Trifolium pratense (red clover)
Lineage: Eukaryota; Viridiplantae; Streptophyta; Magnoliopsida; Fabales; Fabaceae
Product: transcription factor PAR1
Exons: 1
Coding region: 302-709 (135 amino acids)
Biological process (GO): regulation of DNA-templated transcription
Source: RefSeq, a predicted model, not a curated record